Colletotrichum siamense is the source of this 312-nucleotide messenger RNA. RefSeq lists its product as uncharacterized. NCBI's taxonomy places the organism in Eukaryota, Fungi, Ascomycota, Sordariomycetes, Glomerellales, Glomerellaceae. Bases 1 to 312 code for a protein of 103 amino acids. The record is from RefSeq and is a predicted model, not a curated record. The transcript is spliced from 2 exons.
AUGUUCAGACAAGCCUCCAGAGCCUUUUCCACCAACGCUCGCGUUCCCCCGAGCUACUUCCUUCAGACCCCCCGCAGACUCGCCAUGAGAUGGAUCCCGCCCACAGUAGCAGUCGUGGCCGUCGGCUACGGCUUGAACACCUACCGACAAGCCAUGGUCCAGCGUCGCAUCGCCAUGGCUGAGCAGGCGGAAAGACGGGCAGUGGAAGACCGCAAGCGUGCGGCAAAAUUGAUGGAUGCCUACGGAGACCGAUCGAGCCUUGAGGAGCUCGAGAAGGCGAUGCAAGUCUACGAGGCUCAGAACCAGGUCUAA